Molecule: messenger RNA, 1700 nt
Organism: Arvicanthis niloticus (Nile rat)
Lineage: Eukaryota; Metazoa; Chordata; Mammalia; Rodentia; Muridae
Gene: Spo11
Product: SPO11 initiator of meiotic double strand breaks
Biological process (GO): meiotic DNA double-strand break processing; reciprocal meiotic recombination; meiotic DNA double-strand break formation
Cellular component (GO): nuclear chromosome
Molecular function (GO): ATP binding; DNA binding; DNA topoisomerase type II (double strand cut, ATP-hydrolyzing) activity
Source: RefSeq, a predicted model, not a curated record
GGUUUGUAGAGGCAGGAGGCCUCCGAGCGGCUCGCGUGUCCGCCAUCAUGGCGUUCGCGCCUAUGGGGCCCGAGCCCUCGUUCUUCGACGCCCUGGAUCGGCACAGGGCUUCCCUGUUGGCCAUGGUGAAGAGAGGCGCAGGGGAGACCCCUGCCGGGGCCACCCGAGUGGCCUCUAGUUCUGAGGUUCUUACAUCUAUAGAAAAUAUUAUCCAAGACAUAAUCAAAAGCUUGGCAAGAAAUGAAGUACCUGCCUUCACAAUAGACAACAGAUCGCGCUGGGAAAACAUAAAGUUCGAAGAUUCCGUAGGCCUUCAGGUGAUACCUCAGUGUACCACAAGAAAAAUCAAAAGCAACUCACCAAAAUCCUUUAAAAAAUUCGCUCUAAUUCUGAAAAUAUUGUCCAUGAUUUAUAAAUUAAUACAGAGCAACACUUAUGCAACCAAGAGAGACAUAUACUACACUGACAGCCAGCUCUUCGGGACCCAGGCCGCGGUGGACAGCAUUGUGGAUGACAUUUCCUGUAUGCUGAAAGUACCCAGGAGGAGUCUGCACGUGUUAUCUACGUCCAAGGGAUUGAUUGCUGGCAACUUGAGAUACAUGGAGGAAGAUGGUACCCGAGUCCAGUGCACCUGUAGUGCCUCGGCUACUGCUGUGCCAUCGAACAUUCAAGGAAUGCAGAAUCUGAUGACAGAUGCGAAGUUUCUAUUAAUAGUUGAGAAGGACGCAACAUUCCAGCGGCUCCUGGAUGACAACUUCUGCAGCAGGGUAUCCCCAUGCAUCAUGGUCACGGGAAAGGGUGUUCCAGACCUGAACACCAGGCUCCUGGUAAAGAGGCUGUGGGACACCUUCCAUAUUCCUGUUUUCACGCUGGUCGAUGCUGAUCCCUACGGCAUCGAGAUUAUGUGCAUCUAUAAGUACGGCUCCAUGUCCAUGUCUUUUGAAGCCCACAAUCUCACUGUCCCAACAAUCAGAUGGCUUGGUCUCCUCCCUUCUGAUAUUAAAAGGUUACAUAUACCCAAGGAGAGUUUGAUCCCACUGACAAAGCGUGACCAGAUGAAGCUGGACAGUAUCCUGAGGAGACCUUACAUCACCUACCAGCCCUGUUGGAAGAAAGAGAUGGAAAUAAUGGCAGACUCUAAGAUGAAGGCGGAGAUCCAAGCCUUGACCUUCCUGUCGUCAGACUAUCUGUCCAGAGUGUACUUACCCAACAAGCUGAGGUUUGGAGGAUGGAUAUAAAAUCACAGCGGGGGAACAUGGACCACCAGAGCUUUCUAUUGGCUUGUUUGAGUUACAAACACUGGGUGAAGACGUAUCUAGUCUUAGUUCUGCAACGGUAAAAAUAAUUUUACAUUAACAUAUUUUUGUCAAAGUGAAUUUCAUAGUGCUCUUUAGAAGGUUUGAUCUUCUGUAAGGAUGGAUUCUUAUUCUAUGUUCUAGAGUGAUUCUAAAAUAAUUUAUUUAAUUUUAAAUUUUUAUUAGAAAAACUGUUACGUAUCAUAAAAGUCUAUAAAAAUUUGCUUCCUGCGACAUAACUAACAUAGCAUGAAGUAUCUCAGUAGCAACAAAACCAGCAGGCGAGCCUCAAGAGGUUGCAAAGGAGUCACAGGUAUUCUUUUCUAGCACUUUCUUUUGCCUCAUGGUGUAGGUACCUUGCCCUGUUAAUGUCGCUGUGGAGCUAGUGAAGCUUAUUAUAAACAA